AUGUUCUACACCCAUGUGCUUAUGAGUAAACGAGGGCCACUGGCCAAAAUAUGGCUCGCAGCUCACUGGGAGAAGAAACUUACAAAGGCUCAUGUAUUUGAAUGUAAUCUAGAGAUAACCAUUGAAAAAAUUCUUUCACCUAAGGUGAAAAUUGCACUUCGAACUUCAGGACACCUUCUUUUGGGAGUUGUUCGAAUCUAUAAUAGGAAGGCAAAAUAUCUUUUGGCAGAUUGCAGUGAAGCAUUUCUUAAAAUGAAGAUGACAUUUCGCCCAGGACUGGUUGAUCUCCCAAAAGAGAAUUUUGAAGCAGCUUACAACGCUAUCACAUUACCAGAAGAAUUUCAUGAUUUUGACACCCAUAAUAUAAAUGCAAUUGAUGUUACAGAACACUUUACUCAAAACCAAAGUAGACCUGAAGAAAUUACACUAAGAGAAGAUUAUGCCAAUGAUCUACUUUUCCAAGCAGGGAGCUUUGGGGAAGAAUCUGAAAUUCUUAGAAGACAUAGCUUCUUUGAUGACAACAUAUUACUGAACUCCAGUGGUCCUUUAGUUGAACACAGUUCUGGAAGCCUUAUUGGAGAAAAGUCUUUGUUCUAUGACAGUGGAGAUGGAUUUGGAGAUGAAGGAGCUGCAGGAGAAAUGAUUGACAAUCUAUUGCAGGAUGAUGAGAAUAUCCUGUUAGAAGACAUGCCUUUGAACAGAGAAAUCUCCCUUCCUCCUGAGCCUCCCCAUGCUACAGUGGUAGAACCAGAUAAUCCAGAUUACAUGCGUCUACCUGAAAAUGAAAAAAUGAAUGAAACAACAUUAUUGUCAAAUGAAGAGGAAGGAUUUACUCUUGAUCCAAUCGAUAUUUCAGACAUUGCUGAGAAAAGGAAAAGCAAAAAGAGAAAACUGCUCAUUGAUCCAGUCAAGGAGAUCAGUAGCAAAACUAUGCAUAAGCAACUUACUUCCUUUGCGGAUACACUCAUGGUUUUGGAACUUGCACCUCCUACCCAGAGAUUAAUGAUGUGGAAGAAGAAGGGAGGAGUGGACACCCUGCUGUCAACUGCUGCCCAGGAUCUGACUCAUGCUGAACUGAAAAUGUUAUUUACAAAGUGCUUUCUGUCCUCUGGCUUUAAACUUGGAAGAAAAUUGAUACAGAAGGAGUCAGUAAGGGAAGAAGUGGGAAACCAAUACAUAAUAGAGGUCUCCAGGGUAGAAGAACCACAUUACCAGAAAGAGUUAAUUCAACCCCAAACUUGGAAGGAUGUGAUUGAUGAAUUUAAGGGUAACUCUCAUGAGAAUAUCAAUAAACAUAUUAACUCUGAGGAUCUUAUCAAAAUGGUUUAUUCAGCUGCUGAAGAAUCACCUUUGAUGAAUGCUUUCUUGACCCAAGAAAAUUGUCAGGUUGAAUUGGAGUCAUUGGAGAAUGAACAAAACACUGAAGCAGAGAAAUGGAAUAGAAGAUUACUUCAGAUGUUAAAUAGUUUGCGGGAAUCCAACAAGAUGGGAAUGCAGUCCUUCAGUCUGAUGAAACUCUGCAGAAAUAGUGACCGAAAACGAACCGCUGCCAAGUUUUAUAGCUUUCUUGUUCUAAAAAAACAGCAGGCUAUUGAGCUGAACCAGAGUGCUCCCUAUGCAGAUAUUAUAGCUACAGUAGGACCAAUGUUCCAUAAGUUGUGA
This is a messenger RNA of Marmota flaviventris (yellow-bellied marmot), 1662 nucleotides long. RefSeq names its product RAD21 cohesin complex component like 1 (gene Rad21l1). Gene Ontology annotation, cellular component: meiotic cohesin complex. The record is from RefSeq and is a predicted model, not a curated record. Gene Ontology annotation, molecular function: protein binding; chromatin binding. Gene Ontology annotation, biological process: sister chromatid cohesion; replication-born double-strand break repair via sister chromatid exchange. Lineage: Eukaryota; Metazoa; Chordata; Mammalia; Rodentia; Sciuridae.